This is a messenger RNA of Talaromyces rugulosus, 1740 nucleotides long. RefSeq lists its product as uncharacterized. The coding region runs from base 1 to 1740 and encodes 579 amino acids. NCBI's taxonomy places the organism in Eukaryota, Fungi, Ascomycota, Eurotiomycetes, Eurotiales, Trichocomaceae. Gene Ontology annotation, molecular function: mRNA binding. Gene Ontology annotation, biological process: positive regulation of translation; nuclear-transcribed mRNA catabolic process, nonsense-mediated decay. Gene Ontology annotation, cellular component: cytoplasm; nucleolus. The record is from RefSeq and is a predicted model, not a curated record. The transcript is spliced from 2 exons.
AUGGCUUCUGCUGGUGGAAAGCCAGCUGGGGUCCUCCAGAUCCCAGUCUCAGCUACGCAGAAAGGAAGCCCAGCGCCUGCACCUGCAACAAAGAGCGCUGCGAAGCCUCCUGCACCCAGGCUCAAACUCAUCGUGCGUCGACUUCCACCAGGCCUCACCCAGGGCGAGUUCGAGACAAACCUGGGCGACGAUUGGAAGGUGGGAUCUGGCCAGGUCGAUUGGUUCCAGUACAAGCCCGGAAAAGUGUCGAAAGAUCCUGCGAAACCGUCUCGACCGGCACGAGCCUAUUUGCACCUACUCUCGGAGACACUGAUUCCUUCUCUAUUCGAAAAAGUCAAAGCCACAUCCUUUCACGAUGCUCGGAGCACCUCGAACGACCCUGUCCUUAUGGGGCCCCCAUCCGUUGAAUUUGCCCCGUACGCUCGGGUUCCUGGAAGUCGCACACGCAAGGACGGACGGCAAGGGGGGAUAGACCAAGACCCUGACUUUGUCGCUUUUCUCGAAAGCUUGACCAAUCCCGUGAAGAAAUCUGCUGCAACAGAGGGCGAGGCCGAAAAAGACGACGACCAAGUGACCGUGACGCCUUUGGUUCAAUAUAUCAAGGAGAAGAAGGCUAGCAAGGCAAAGGAUGGCGCAUCGGGCAAGUCUUCGAAGCGAGGCAAAGACAAAGAGGCCAAGGCAGAGAAAGCAGAUGCCAAAAAAUUGCUAAAACGCCCAGAGAAGGAAUCUACACUGGCAUCGACACCUGGCUCACCCGACAAGAAGUCGACAUCCUCUCCAGCGAAAGUUGAAAAGGCUACAAAAGAAGCAGUCAAGGCCGCGAACAAGCAAGCGGCGGCAGCAGCAGCUUCUACAAAAUUGAAACAGCCUGCAACGAAAGAACCAUCACAAGCAUCCCCUACGCGCACUCCGGCAUCUGAUCGCAAACGAGAACGGGGAGACGUCACUGCUGCGGCAAAAAUCUUACAACGGGACUUGGGACUGGCACCAUCUGGAGGUAGACGACGAGGGAAAGCCGCCGCCGCAGCAGAUAACGAAAGUGCUAAGAAAGAGGCAGGCCAGGACUCAGCGACCUCAUCUCCAACUGUGCCGACAGGCCCAAAAAGCUCCAAGCAAGGACCCAAAGCAGCCAAAGAGAGUGCAUCCAAAGGAGCAGCUUCCAAAGGCAGUCCUAGCCCAGCCGCGCAAGCUACAGAAACAAUUACAAAUACAGGCAGCCCCGUUCCUUCAACAGGAUCUGCUGCAUCAACACCCAAGCCUCCAAAGCAACCCAAACCCAAACAACCUGCUGUGUCACCAACCGCUACCCAGGCGUUUCUCAAACACGCGAACCCAUCUCAAGGCGUUACAGAAGAGCUCCUCGAUACAGCCUUUGGUGUUUUCGGCAAAGUAACCAAAGUGGAAAUCGACCGGAAGAAGGGAUUUGGAUACGUUGACUUUGCUGAGGCAGACAGCCUCCAAAAGGCUAUUGCGGCGAGCCCGGUGACAGUGGCGCAAAGCCAGGUGGUGGUAUUAGAAAGAAAGAAUCCUCCUUCGCAGCAAAAGGCGGCGAAGACUGGUGAUGCAGCACCACAGGCGUCGUCAGGAACACCUCCGCAGGCGGGAGUUUCUCGAGAGAAACGGUCGCGCGGCACACGAUCUCGAGGAGGGAGAGGUCAGAAGAAGGCUGGAGCUGGAGCUGCAGAAGGGGAGAAGGGGGAGAAAGCUGAGAAGGCAACACCUGUUAGCGAGGCUCAAUAG